This is a messenger RNA of Camelus dromedarius (Arabian camel), 9913 nucleotides long. RefSeq names its product AP2 associated kinase 1 (gene AAK1). Gene Ontology annotation, biological process: protein phosphorylation. Gene Ontology annotation, molecular function: ATP binding; protein kinase activity. The transcript has 20 exons. NCBI's taxonomy places the organism in Eukaryota, Metazoa, Chordata, Mammalia, Artiodactyla, Camelidae. The record is from RefSeq and is a predicted model, not a curated record. The coding region runs from base 395 to 4078 and encodes 1227 amino acids.
GGUCAGUCUCCGCCCGGAGCUCCCGGGAUCAGCUGGCGGGCGGGCGGGCGCCGAACGCGGCCCCGGCUCUGGCUGCAGCGCCGCCUCCUCUCCGCGUCGCAGGCCGGCCGGGCGGCCGUGACAAUGUUGCGGGGCUGCUAGCUGGUGCCGGCCGCCGAGCCGUCUCAAGUUUAAACUUACACGAAUCGCUCUCUUGAGGAGGAGGGGACCGCCGCGCGAUUGUCACGCAUAUUCCUAUAGGCAUCCUCCUUCAGCCCCCACCCCCACGGCCGGAUUCGGGUGGCUCCUCUCCCAGCUGAAAUCCGAGAAGAAAUCCUUGGAUCUCUUGUUUUCUUUAAAAAAAAAAAAAUCUAGAAACCGACGGUAUUUUGCUUUACUGCCUCCUUUUCGCACGAUGAAGAAGUUUUUCGACUCCAGGCGAGAGCAGGGCGGCUCUGGCCUGGGCUCCGGCUCCAGCGGAGGAGGGGGCAGCACCUCGGGCCUGGGCAGUGGCUACAUCGGAAGGGUCUUUGGCAUUGGGCGACAGCAGGUCACUGUGGACGAGGUGUUGGCAGAAGGUGGAUUUGCCAUCGUGUUUCUGGUGAGGACAAGCAAUGGAAUGAAAUGUGCCUUGAAACGCAUGUUUGUCAACAAUGAGCAUGAUCUCCAGGUGUGCAAGAGAGAAAUCCAGAUAAUGAGGGACCUGUCAGGGCACAAGAACAUCGUGGGGUACAUUGACUCCAGUAUCAACAAUGUGAGUAGCGGUGACGUGUGGGAGGUGCUCAUCCUGAUGGACUUCUGCAGGGGAGGCCAGGUGGUCAAUCUGAUGAACCAGCGCCUGCAAACAGGUUUCACAGAGAACGAAGUGCUCCAGAUAUUUUGCGACACCUGUGAAGCUGUUGCCCGCCUGCAUCAGUGCAAGACUCCUAUUAUCCACCGCGACCUGAAGGUUGAAAAUAUUCUCUUGCAUGACCGAGGCCACUACGUCCUCUGUGACUUUGGAAGUGCCACCAACAAGUUCCAGAAUCCGCAGACUGAAGGAGUCAACGCAGUAGAAGAUGAGAUUAAGAAAUACACAACGCUGUCCUAUCGAGCGCCAGAAAUGGUCAACCUGUACAGUGGCAAAAUCAUCACUACGAAGGCAGACAUUUGGGCUCUUGGAUGUUUGUUAUAUAAGUUAUGCUACUUCACUUUGCCAUUUGGAGAGAGUCAAGUGGCAAUUUGUGAUGGAAACUUCACAAUUCCUGAUAAUUCCCGAUAUUCCCAAGAUAUGCACUGCCUAAUUCGGUAUAUGUUGGAACCGGACCCCGACAAGAGGCCAGAUAUUUACCAAGUCUCCUACUUCUCGUUUAAACUACUCAAGAAAGAAUGCCCAAUUCCAAAUGUACAGAACUCUCCCAUUCCUACAAAGCUUCCUGAACCAGUGAAAGCCAGUGAGGCAGCUGCAAAAAAGACCCAGCCGAAGGCCAGGCUGACAGAUCCCAUUCCCACAACAGAGACUUCAAUUGCACCCCGCCAGAGGCCGAAAGCUGGGCAGACUCAGCCCAACCCAGGAAUCCUCCCCAUCCAGCCAGCCCUGACACCUCGAAAGAGGGCCACGGUUCAGCCCCCACCGCAGGCUGCAGGAUCCAGCAACCAGCCGGGCCUUUUAGCCAGUGUUCCUCAACCCAAAGCCCAGCCCCCGCCCAGCCAACCCCUCCCGCCGUCCCAGCCCAAGCAGCCCCAGGUGCAGGCCGCCCCGCAGCAGACGCCUUCCGCUCCGGCCCAGGGUCUGCCCGCGCAGGCCCAGGCCACACCCCAGCACCAGCAGCAGCUCUUCCUCAAGCAGCAGCAGCAGCCGCAGCAGCAGCAGCCGCAACAGCAGCAGCCGCAGCCGCAGCCGCAGGCACCGCCACCUGCCCAGCAGCCGGCGGGUGCGUUUUACCAGCAGCAGCAGCCCCAGGCUCAGCAGUUUCAGGCAGUACACCCAGCUGCCCAACAACCAGCGAUCACCCAGUUCCCUGUGGUGUCCCAGGGAAGCUCUCAGCAGCAGCUGAUCCAGAACUUCUACCAGCAGCAGCAGCAGCUGCUGACUCAGCAGGCUGCCUUACAGCAGAAGACCGCGGUGGCAGCCGCACCGCAGCCCCAGGCACAGCCGGCCACAGCCUCCCAGCCACCCCCUGCCCAGGAGCCAGUGAUUCAAGCCCCAGUAAGACAACAGCCAAAGGUUCAGACAACGCCACCGCCUGCCAUCCAGGGACAGAAACUCGGAUCUCUCACUCCUCCAUCAUCCCCCAAGGCCCAGCGUGCUGGACACAGGCGGAUUCUCAGUGACGUGACCCACAGUGCGGUCUUUGGAGUUCCUGCCAGCAAAUCAACCCAGCUGCUCCAGGCAGCUGCAGCUGAGGCCAGUCUCAACAAGUCCAAGUCUGCAACCACCACUCCUUCCGGCUCCCCUCGGGCCUCCCAGCAAAACGUUUAUAAUCCUUCAGAAGGUCCCACGUGGAACCCCUUUGACGAUGACAAUUUCUCCAAACUCACAGCUGAAGAACUGCUUAACAAGGACUUUGCCAAGCUGGGGGAAGGCAAACAUCCUGAGAAGCUUGGAGGCUCAGCUGAGAGUUUGAUCCCAGGCUUUCAACCAGCCCAAGGUGAUGCUUUUGCUGCUCCCUCGUUUUCUGCUGGACCUGCUGAAAAAAGGAAGGGUGGGCAGACUGUGGAUUCUAGCCUUCCUCUUCUAAGCGUAUCUGAUCCUUUCAUUCCUCUUCAAGUUCCUGAGGCAGCAGAAAAACUAAUUGAGGGACUCAAAUCUCCUGACACUUCUCUUCUGCUCCCCGACCUCUUGCCUAUGGCAGAUCCUUUUGGUAGCACUUCUGAUGCUGUAAUUGAAAAAGCUGACGUGGCUGUUGAGAGUCUCAUUCCGGGACUGGAGCCCCCGGUGCCCCAGCGCCUCCCAUCUCAGACGGAAUCCGUGACCUCGAACCGCACAGGUCUCCAGAGAGAGCCCAACCCCUGUCCUGUAAUAAGUGUAGAGCACUUUAAAGAGUCAACGGGUGUGAAAGGCCUUCCCCUGUAUGCAGACCCCUCCAGAGUUCCUGGCACGAAAACUCAGAACAAUUUAGAAUCUGACUACUUGGCCCGAGAUGGCCCCUCAAGCAACAGCUCGUUCCACAGCAGUGAAGAGGAAGGGACUGACGUCGAGGGGGACAUGCUGGACUGCAGUGGGUCGCGACCCCUCCUCAUGGAGUCCGAAGAGGAGGAGGAGAGCUGCAGGCCCCCCCAGGGGAAGCUGGGAGGAGCCGUGCCCUUCGCCCAGCCGGAGGUCUCCACCCAGCAAGCCGAGGCCGUGCCAGGGGGAAGAAAGAACCAGUUCCAAGCCCUCACGCAACCAGCCGCCGAUGGUCUCGGGGAGCCAGACGUUUUCGCCACUGCCCCCUUCCGGAGCUCCCGGGUCCCCGCUGAUGACACGGACAUUUUCACCAAAGCCCCGUUCGUCUCCAAGGGCAGCGUGGCUCCUUCCCAGCCAGAGGAGGCAGACGUGUUCUUGAGAGCUCCUUUUACCAAGAAGAAAAGCGUGGAGGAGUUAACGGUGGCCCCGAGCCCCUCCCAGGAGUCGCCGGCGCAGGCCAGCCUCCUUGGUCAGACCGACGACCUGCCUCUGCUCCCGGGCCUUGAUCGAGCCGUGUACCCCUCUGUCCGAGCUCAGUAUUCCAGGGCUGGUUUUGCCCAGCCGUCUAACCUCCCCUCCCAUUCUGCGCAAGCAGCAGACCAUCUUGAGAGCAUCGCUCCCAGGGGCUCUUCCCUGGAAUCUGGGGCCCAUCCUAAUGACAGAAACAAAGGACCUCAGACCCAGAAAGAAGCUGUCUCAGGCCCCACGGCUGGCAAACCAUUCCGCCCCCAGUCUUUAUCCAAAUAUUCCCGUCACUAUAGCCCGGAAGACGAGCCAAGUCCAGAAGCCCGGCCCAUUGCUGCCUACAAAAUUGUUUCUCACACCAAUAAGCAGUCGAUCGCUGGCUCUGUUUCCAUCACAUCCCUUUCCUCCAGGACUACGGAGCUGCCAGCUGCUGAUCCUUUUGCCUUAGCACCCUUUCCUUCAAAAUCAGGCAAGCAGAAACCUUAGGAGCCAUACCUGAGCCUUAGGCCCCUGUCUCUACCCCACCCUCCGCACCCCCCAUCACUCCGGGCUGAGCCUUCCUGGGAAGAAAUAUAUCAAGUGUGAUGUGACCUUUCAGUUCCAUGAGUCAGAGCAGAACUUCUUCAGUCAGCAAACUCAACUGAGGUGAUACUAAGUUGAAACUCCUUUAAGUUACACUCAUUUCUUUGGUUUAUAGUGAUUUCUAGACUGUCAGGCAUUUCUAGCUCCACCUCCACCCAGAACUCUGCUUUUUUUUUUUUUUUUUUGGUUUGCCCAGAAACAGUUUAAGUCUAGAACUACUUCCCAGUAAAUCGAGAGAUAACUUCCCAAAGGGGCCAUGUUAUUGCUAGUUCUAUUCCUGUAGGUCCUGUUCUGAGUCUUGUCUGUUAAGGAAUCAAGGAGAGUCCCUCCAGGACUUGAUUUCAUACUCCUGACAAGGGUAUAUUUCAGGAAGGACAUGCAAGAUCAAAAUUCCACACGUCAAAAGGAAGUGUAACCCUGCAGAUGCUGAUCAUUCCCGUAAAAGCAGCAGCUCUGGAAAGAUUCUCUGGAUCUGUUUCUGAGUCCGUGGAAACCAGGCUGGCCCUCGUGCAUGAGUGUGGGUGUGUAAUGUGUGUCAGAUCCUUUUCUGUGUAGAAGUGCAAACCGAUGAGGGAUCUGUGCUCGUGUCUAAUAGUACUGAACCAUCCUCAUGGGCACACUUCUCAAAUCCGUAUGUGUGCGCAUGUCUGUGUGCACAGGAAGCACCUUCCCUUUAGGGAAGUCCUGUCCCACCAGGCAAACCUCCACAGUCACUCAUUUACUGGUAUUUGUCUCCUGAUCUAACUGACUUGAACCCUGUUUUUUUAAGUUCUUUUCUCAUGGCAAAUUUGAAUUCAUUGGAAUGUGUGGGAAAAUUCUGCUGGAACUGAAGUUUCUAAGUAGCUUUUUUUUUUCUUUCCCCUUCCAGAAUUUGCUGUUUGCUAUUAACAAAUUCCAUUUACACAGUCUUGAAAAAGAAUUAUCCUUAUAUGGUUUCCCCUCAGAACAACAGAAAAAAGCACCUUGUUACAGUUCCAACCCCUGGGUUUGCGGUCUAAGUAAUUUUUAAAAGUACUUAAAAACCUUAGGUCUGAGGACUCCAUGCUGUCAUUAUAAAAUUAAUUUAUCAUGAGACUAGACCACCAAUUCGAUUUUCCUGUUUGUUUUUCCACAUCCUUGCCAUCUUUCUCUACUGCCUCUUAAGGCAAUAGAAAUUCAAGACAUGUAAGUUUGUCUGUGAGAAUGGAAAAGAGCUGAAUCAGCUAGCCUUGAAAACCUUUCUAUUCUCUCCUUUGAUGUUGAAGCAGGUCAGAUAGGUGACUGACUUGUGCUUUUGAAAUGUCUCCUCUUUCUGGAAAGAUCUGACUCAUUCUUGGCUGUUUUCAUAUCCUUUAUUAGGAGUGCCUUAAAAGGAAACUUAGGUCUCGAUGGGACAAUUUUGCUGAAGAAGUUCAACUUAAUGUUUCCACUUGAAAGCUUCGUGUGACUUGGAGUAAAUGUUAGUGAUUUCUCCAUUAGCUGGAGAAGUUGGGAGAGUUGCUUACCAAAUCAGAUUAACGAUUUAAGAAUUAUUGGAAAUUCAUCCAAGAAUGGAGCCUGAAUGCCAAACUCGAUUGCAGUGAAUUAGGUGUCAUACUCUUUAAGUCUGAAGUUCAAGGAUCUUGGCAGUAAAAUAUGAACAGAGUCUUUUCAAGACUUUUUCUAAUCUAGUCUCCACCCAUUUUGUCUGACCAUAUUAAAAGGUAAAUAACGGGCACUGGACCGGGGCUACCAGCAGUGGUUUUCCAACUGAGGUUCUGGCUGUGCUGGUCCUUCACUUUGGCAGAUACUAAAUGUUCAUUCUCAGAGUUGGCUUUUCUCCUGGUGAUCAUUUCUGAAUUUUCUAUGUAACAGUGGAUGCAGAAUCAUCUUUCCAGCUGAAUGGUUUUGGCUCACGUAUAUGAAACAGUGCACCCCAAACUCUUCCCUUGGCCAUUACCAAGUAAAGCCUUCACGUUCCGGAGCUAAAAGGAUAAAGGGAGUAUUCAGGGAGAGUCUCACCCCAGAAACUCUUAUUAAAUUAGAAGGUCAUUCUGAUUCACUCUUCCAAAUAGUCAGCAUUGCCUCUGGAACAGCCCUGCAAAAUGACUUUCCUUGGGUUAUCUGAUCAGUCCCUCCUGAUCAUUUUAGUCAUCAAGGUUAAGUCAGUAAAAUCAUGGUGGCCAUUUUAGUUUUCAAGGUAAAACCAGUAAAAUCAUGGUGAUUUUAUUAUAUAAUUGAAUCAGUUGUCAAGCUGGGCUUGUAAGCCUUUUUUAAUGCUCACUGGAGACCUAUGAUGGGUGGAGACAAAAUACCUUUUAAAAUAGGAAAUGAAUAUAAACACAUGCAAAUUACUUUUGUGUUCUUACUGGGUGUUCCAUGAAAAUUUUUUGACUAAACCCUAUAGUCAAAUUUAGAAUACAUUAAUAGCUAAUAACUAGUGAAUUCUGCACUGAUCUUCUUGGGAUCACAUAGGGGAAAUGUAUCAUUUAAAGAUAAAAUGUUGCCAGAGGCCAUCCUGAAUCUGGACGUCUGGAAAGUGUAGUUUUAAGGGGAUCACGAGUGCUCAGGGUGCUUUGGAUUCGUAGCAAAUGCAUGUUUCCAACAACUACUGCAGCAGGUUAACAUUAAAGAGAAAAAACAUAUAGUCAACAAAAUACCACAGUGUUUGUAUUAGUUUAUGUGUUAACUUGCUUUACACAUAAGAUACGGAACGCGGGAACCUGUGACCUUUCAUUUCAAUGGAGCACAAUGAGCCAGAAUAUAUUUAGACAUAAAGCACUGAACCGUGACAUACACUGAUGAACUCUUAUUAAAGAAUCCACAGUAACCGACUAACAGGCACUAUUGAAUUAAUGAAGUUAUCUGAUGUGUGGUGAAAAAUAUUCAGCAUAUCUGUUUCUUGGGCUCACAGCCCUUUGGCUCCAAAUCCUUGUUAGAUGGGAAAAUGGAACGAACAAAAUUUGAUGCUGAAGCAGUUGCUGGGCAGGACCUGAGGGAAUCUAGGUCACAAACUCCAUUUCAUUUUGGGUCCGCUCAUUGUUGACUUGAAAAUUCGUAUGUGUGGACUGGUAUGUAUGAAUUCACAUGCCCACAUUAGGUCUGAGUUUCACCAGGCAACCAAGAUUUCUUUUGAAAUUUUCAAGAAAAAUACCAGUAUCUUAUUGAUCCAUUAUCUAGUAAGUUUUUCUUUCUUCUUCUUCUUUUUUUGGAAUUUUUUUAAAUGGAGGUACUGAGAAUUGAACCCGGGACCUCAUGCAUGCUAAGCAUGACCACUGAGCUAUACCCAGCCCUGAGUAAGUUUUAGAAUACAUGUACAUCAGUGUUUCCAACUAUCUGGUGGACAUUUCGCUGGCUCAUAAAGUAGCAGAUUUCAGUUUUCUUUAAAAUAGGUGUAAUUACCAGAGUGAUCUGACAAUAGACAUUCAAUCAUGCUGUAUUUGCUUCUAUAACAAGAAGUCAUCAAAACGUAGGUUAUGUAAUAUGUAUGCAUUAUGUCAAAUAGGAAAUUUUAUUAUAUAAGAAACUAGAAAAGGGUGAGAUCCAACUCACUUUCCAGCAGGAAGGAUACUACUUAAAAUGGAAACCUGUAAGUCCCUUGAAUAAAGUGUCCUAUGUCUUUGGAAUUGAAAUUGGAGAACACGGGCCAAUCAGCUCUGGAAUGGCUGCUCAUUACACAGAUGCAGUUUUAUAUGAGGAAUUUAGAACCCAGAUUAUUCGGAUGUAAAUUAUAUAGGAGAGCCACUGAAAAGACCACAGCUUCUAAGGGGGCAGGAGUGCCUUAUAAAUGCCCAUCGCUACCCCUGAGUUAACCCUUCAAUCCGGCCUUCUGGAGUAAGCAUGAAGAUUUUAAAUGGAAUCAUGUGAUUUAAAUUCUUACUUUUCCCAACGACAUUGUCAACUACUACUUGUAGUUCGUCUGUGUGUUUGAACCACCAGAACACUUGCAGAUGUGUGAAGUUCACUUGAAGGAAUUCAAAAUGCUUGAAAAUAAAAAGUAGUAUCUGGUUGGGAAUUGUUUUUGUGUUCUUUUGCUCCAGAAUAAAUGUGCUAGGUUGCUGCUGAAAACAACUAGCUGCUCAGCUUGGAUUAGGCAUCCACGCUGGCAGUGUCUUGAUUUCCAAGAUGCCACCUUGCUCUCUGACCUCCUGGUCCUACUGGCCUCAUUUUGCACUUUGACCUUUAUUAUAGGAAACAGGCCUCCCACGUGUGAUGCCCAAGAUCCCUUCGUUAAAACACUGCCAGACACAGGUCUUCCUGCCUUUUCUCUACCCCUGCAAAGUCUUUCUGGCUCACCUUCCUUCUUCCUGUUCCUGCUUCAUUUCCUCACAUGACAUUCCUCAAUUUAUGACCAUCCCAGUAUGGGUAAUGAGAAAUGUGAUUGAUCAUGUUAAUUCGUAUUUGCUUCCCUUGUUACUGUCAACAGUUUCUUCUUAAAUUUCAGCCUAGCCUGUGAUAAUCCCACCACACUGGAAUAAUUCCAAAUAAGAAUGAAAUGGCACAUCUUUCCCAUUUCUUACAGACUAGAAGGAAGGAUGAAGGAAGGUUGGCAGAAGCCCAGCCUCCCCCUAUGGAGAUGCAACCCAAAGGCCUCAGUGCUCUCCACCUUGACCUGACACAGGCCCGGAGUGCCCCAGAAUGCAGGGGCAAGUUCAUGUGUGAAGAGACCCUAGACUAGCUGGUAAAAAUGGCUAAAUGUUAACCAGCCCACUGGUGGCUUAGUCCAGCAUCCCUAUACCUUGUAAUUCCACAAGAAAUUUAGUCUGAGCUCAGAAGUGUCGAUGUGAGUGACAUACUGUUUAGAGUUUACAGUGACAAUGUUCUGUUCUUGAAAUUAAGUCAAUGUUACCCACGUUGCAUCAGAAUAGAACCACAUACACAUGUUGGAAGGAUCGGUUUGAUUCCUUUUGAUAAGGAAUUGCAGAAAUGGUUGUUACCAAUGUCCACUGUGAGACUUUGGGAGUGAGAGAAGGUGAUACCACCUUCCCACCCUGAAAUGGCAAGUCAGUUGUCUUCUCUGAGUCUACCAAGGACUCCUGUUUGACGAGUGUGAGUGGAGUGUGUGCCUGUGUACAUGUGUGUGUAUCCUCAUGCUUUCUGCCGUGGUUUUGAAGACCUCCUAAGGAAGGCAUCCAAAGACACUCAGGAGGUGACAGUAGGUAUCUAGAGUGAGUAAAUCCAGUUCUGUUUGCCUACAACUUUCUGAGUGAGAACUGGAGUUGUUCCAGAUGAAGGUGGGAAAACUCAGCCAUUGCCUUAGACUCGUUUCCACAGUAAGCAUGCUCUUCUCAUCCACAAGGAUGAGACUCAGUAGGGUUUGACCUGAACCCCUGGCUCGUGUGUGGUAUUGGGAGAGCAGUAAUGACCAGAACACUACAAGGCCUGCAAGAUGUCACUUGGAAAGAUGGAACAUUUAACGUCAUUUGUUAAGGGAUAGAAACCAAAUAAAGGCCAAGGACCAUGAAGAAGAGGUGACCUCCCUCUACUGACUGUAUUUUGAGUUGACGGAGGUCGGCCCAGCUGUAAGGAGUAUUGAGGUCAUCAGACCUCAGAAAACAGUAUGUGCAUGCAGUCUCAAGGGCUGUGACAUGAGAAAGGGAAAAAGACAUUUACAGAGUCAAUCUUAACAGUUUUUGCAAUACCUCUUAUUUGCAGAUUAUUGGAUUUAUGUUAUUGUACCCUUUGUGUGAUCUAUCUUAUGUAUCUGAUAGUUUUUAUGAAUUAAUUGUUUGAGUUGUAAACUCCUAUACACUUUAUUAAAAUGGACCUAAUUAAAAUAAA